This is a messenger RNA of Caretta caretta (loggerhead turtle), 6010 nucleotides long. It is a transcript of the gene RAB23, whose product is annotated as RAB23, member RAS oncogene family. NCBI's taxonomy places the organism in Eukaryota, Metazoa, Chordata, Testudines, Cheloniidae. Gene Ontology annotation, molecular function: GTPase activity; GTP binding. The record is from RefSeq and is a predicted model, not a curated record.
GCCGCUGGACGAAGACGCUCCGGCAGGCGGAGGCAACGGAGCGGGGACCCCUCCGCGCCGAGCCCGCGGCCCUGACGGUGUUUCCGGGUGCGGGAGCCGGGAUGUGCGUCCGGGUUGGGUUGCCUCCGCUGCGCGGCUUCCUCCCGCCUCCGGGUCUCGGAGACGGAGCCGCAGCUGCUCAGCCUGCAGCGGCCCCCCCGCUUCCCACGGCCAGCGCCUCCGAGCGGGUCGAUUUGGGAGAUAAAAUUCAUGCUCCUGAAGUAACUAGAGGUUCUCAGCUGCAGAGAUGUUGGAGGAGGAUAUGGAGGUGGCCAUCAAGGUGGUGGUGGUAGGAAACGGAGCAGUUGGGAAGUCCAGUAUGAUUCAGAGAUAUUGCAAAGGAAUUUUUACAAAAGACUACAAGAAAACUAUUGGAGUAGAUUUCCUGGAGAGACAAAUUCAAGUAAAUGAUGAAGAUGUCAGGCUGAUGUUGUGGGACACAGCAGGUCAAGAGGAGUUUGAUGCAAUAACUAAGGCCUAUUAUAGAGGAGCCCAGGCUUGUGUGCUUGUAUUUUCUACCACUGACAGGGACUCUUUUGAAACAAUCCCCACCUGGAAGGAGAAAGUAGUGGCUGAAGUUGGAGACAUUCCCACGGUGCUUGUGCAGAAUAAGAUUGACCUCCUGGAUGACUCUUGUAUAAAGAAUGAAGAGGCAGAAGCAUUGGCAAAAAAGUUAAAGUUAAGAUUCUACCGAGUGUCCGUGAAAGAGGACCUAAAUGUAACUGAAGUUUUUAAAUAUUUGGCUGAAAAAUAUCUUCAAAAGCUCAAACAACAAACAGCUGAAGAUCCAGAAGUAGUACAUACAAGUAGUAACAAAAUUGGUGUGUUUAAUACAGCUGGUGGAAGUCAUUCGGGCCACAAUUCUAGUACACUUAAUGGUGGAGAUGUCAUCAACCUUAGACCAAACAAACAGAGGACCAAGAAAAACAGAAGUCCUUUUAGCAGUUGCAGCAUACCUUAGAACCACUUUUGGAAGGAAAACGUAUGACAGUCAUUUGAAUGAAGUUGUGCAAUUAAAUACGGAAUACAGCCAGCUAUAGAGGUAUUUUACCAGUGCUCUCGCAAACCUUGCACCUACAGGAUCCUUGACAGAUGGUGGAUUUAAAUAAUAUUGCUGUUGCAAUGUUUAUUUUGUAUGUAAAGUGAGACCCCGGUGGCAAAAAAAUAUAUAUAUCGAACCAUUGUUGCCCCUGUGCAUUUUGUUUAAAUUGGAUGAGCUUUUCCUGUUUGAAGGACUGUACAAAGCUAUGUAAUAGGUUUGGCUGAAUUGUUAAGCAUAUUAAAAAUGUAAGCAUAGUGCUUACAAGUAUUGGUACAUACUAAUAUGACCCAAGGUGAAGUAGCUUCCUUCCAACUAAGUUUACCAGCAAAUUUGAUAGAAGAGUGGUAGUCAACCAGGACUCUGAAAAGUAAAAUGAGAAGCAAAAGGCAGACAUCAUAUUUGUCAGAUUACACUAAUACAUAUUCUGGCAAUUUUACUGGUGCAAUAAGUUUUGUAUGUUAUAUGAAUGUUAAGUAAGGUGUGCACGUAGAUAUUUGGUACAAAUACUCAGACCACACAAGAGGAUACAGUAUUGGAUUAAAAUAGCAUCCUUAAAAUUAUUUUCACUUAAAAUUUUGCAUUUCAAAUAAGACUUUUUCCAAAGGAGUUCUGUUCAUUAAUUAAUUAACUCACUACACUUUGGGCCUUUAAAGCUUAGGUUUAAGAAGAGGUGUGCCAAAAACGUUUUUUCCUUUUUAUCUUGUAAUGCACUACAGAUAUUUUUGUAAAGUUUGUUUGUGUCAGUCAUAAAAGGGUAAACAGUUAGUAUUGUUUCUGAUAAUAUCAGUCCUCUAAAUGGAACCCAUAAAAUUUCAAUUGUAUUCCUGUCUAAAAAUAUAUUGCUGACAUCUAAUAUGUUCAUGCUACAUGAACUAUGAAAAGUAUGUUGAAUUUGCAGAGUGGGGUGUCAACAAAAUGUCUUAGGUUCUAUUGAGAAAUAGGUGUAAACUGAGUUCUGGAGGAUCCAACAAGUUGUAGCUGAAGACUAAAUCACACAUUAAACUAAUGAGACCCUCUUCUCGUAUUCGGAGUUAUGCCGCAGGUUAAAAAUCUAAUUCUGCAAUAUCCGAUCUAAGGGGUAAAGUUUUCAGAAGUGACUUGGGGCUUGCCUACACAGCGCACCAAUGCACGUUAGAGGGGUAUGAUUCCUAAAGCACACCAGAUUGCACCUAAGUGACCCAUAUUCCUGCUAGCAUGAACUAAAAAUUCCCUAGUGCGCAUUAAGAUAGACGUGCAGUAGGGAACUUUUAGUUCAUGUCAGCAGGAUUUGCAUGCACAAGUUAGUGCACAACACAUUGGUGCGCUUUGGAAAUGACAUCACUCUCGUGUGCAUUGCCAUGCUAUGUGGACAUUCAGGUAUCUAAGUCUAAUUGAAAGUCAAUAUAACUUAGGCUUCUAAAUCACUAAGAUGCUUUUGAAAAUUUUCACCCAGUUCUCUCCAAACAUGCAUUUUAAAAAUAUCCAUUUUGUUUGUUUUUGUGUAGUGUUGUAUAAUUUUAAUUUUCUAGGAUUUUCUACAACAAAGCUCUGCCAGCAACAAAUGCAAAAAUAUUCUGCUUUAAGCUAUUCAGAAUUUUAAUAGUUUUUAAACGGAUGUACUAGAGUGAAAAUUACAUGACCUGGAGCUGUAAGUAUUCAAUAUAGAUUGCUACACAAUUCCUAUUAGUAACUGAUUUUCAUUGUACAUUAAUGGGUUGGUUUAAUAGUUAUACUUUCAGUUUAGUCCAUCAUUUUUCUACUUUUUCCCAAUACCAUGGGAGAAUUUCUUGUGCAGUAAACAUAUAAUGCAGUAAGUCUGCACUCUUGUUAGUACUUUGUAUAUAUGUUGGAGGAGGGACUUACCUUUUCAUUAAUUCAUAUAAUAAGCGUAACUUGCUAAUUUCUGAGACCUUGAGCAUGAAAACUGAAAUGUACUCUUGGUACCAAUCUGAUAUGUGGGUAAACUGUGUGCGUGGUGAUACUUACAGACACUAAAAUAAUCUGAAGUGCUGCAUUGUAUGUUCAUAUAGUCUAUUUCCUGUGAAGUAUCUUGUUUCUGUGACAAGCUGUUGCUGCAUCUCCCAUUGCUGGCAAUGAGAUGGGCAUUGAGGCACUCAAUCCCUCUUCUAUUAAAAAAAAAAAAAAAAAAAAAAGGUUCUUACUGCAGUGUUUCUUACAUACUCUGUUAGAUAAAGGCCUUUAUUUUUUAAAAGCGCAUUUAAUCAUUGUAUGGAUGUAUAAAUGGGGCCAAAUUUUACCUCUUGUCAAUUUCAUGAGUAAGAUAGCAGGAUUUGGUAAGAAAGAGAAUCAAUCUCGUACAUAAUGUGACAUCUCAACAUUUUAGGAUUUAAGUAGAGUGUAUAUUUGUGCAGAAUUUUGUCAAACAUUUUUAAUGUUGAAUUUUUUACAUUAUGCCAGUAGCCUGCCAGUUUUACAGUUUUAAAAAAAAACAGGACUGUCUAUAACUUGAGUUUUUGCCUUAUUUCACUUUGUACAAAGUACUGAAGAAUAAGAGCCUUUAUUACACCUAAUUGCCAUUUGUACUGUUAUGUUUACGGUCUGUCAUUAUAAACCACUUUUUUCAGGAUUGAAAACUUGACAAAAGGUUCUAUACCAGGCUGAAACUUGUCAGACUUACCAAAUAUGAGGGAAGCUUAAAUGUAUUACAAGGAGACUACUUGCAUGCUUAAAGUUAAGCACAUGUGUAAGUGGUUGCAGAGUCAGGUAGUAAGUAGUGUGGUUAUUUUCCUUCCCACCUCUCACUGUAAAGUGGCUCUUCAUUUUAUGUUUUAACGUUGUGGAGAGUCCGUUUGCAAUAUGGCUGGAAGUGAUGCAGAAUGCAACAAAUUGACAUUAGGAUGAUAGUCUAUUGUGCAUUUGUGCUAAUUAAAAAUUUAAAGGAUUUUAGCAUGCAGAUAUGCAGCAGCAGACUAGCAAGUUGCAGAGUUCCUUGGGCACUCAACUCUCAGAUGUAGUUUCUAACUCUGAAACCAGACAUAUUUAAAUUAUUAGUACUCACAGCUCCAUAUGAUUAGUUUAUAUUAAAAACUAAUCUUACAAAAAAAGAAACACAUUAAUGUGCACUCUCAAUUAAAAUAUUUUGGAGAGACAGUGUGGUUUACUCUCCAAAACUAAGACCUACAGAGCUGGUAACAAAAUGCCAUCAGUGCAUCUCAUUGUGACAAUGUUGUAGAAAAGGAUGUGGUCCUCUGUUAGAAACCUACAGCAGUGGGUAUCCUUACGUACUGAAUCAUGAACAACUGUUCCCAUCUCAACAAAUGAAGUUCUUUUCUAUAGGUACAGUAGGAACUAGGCUCACUGCAUUCCAAUUACAUCUGGUGACCUCUCUUGAAUCUCUGCACUGGGUGUAUUACUUGCACCCUGUCACAACUGUUUGUGCUGCUAUCAACUGAUAAGGCCAUUAAAGGAAAACUUCAGUAAUUAGUUAUGCCUUAGCUAAGUGAGUGUUUACUAAACUAGUCUAUACACUACAGGAGCAAUUUUUAGAAACAUCUGUUACUAUUUCAUUGUAUCCAUUCAGCGAAUGGGCUUGCUUCGUUAGUAAGGCCUGCCUUUUUAAUGAUACUUUUCAGUAGGGGAUGCUAUUUGAUGCGAAGUAGGAUGGCUAUGAUUCAUUUUCCUUUGGAAAUAACAAAGCUCUGAGUUACAAUUUCAGUCAUUUUAAAUUUUCUCUUGGUUAACCCAACUUAACUUUUUAAAAAUUAUAGAAUUUAUAGCUUCAGAGCUUUCUGAUUUUUUCAUUGUUUCCUAAAGGCAAAGCUUAUCCUUUCAGUCCAAAUGUGCAUCAGCAUAUUUUCAAGCUGAUUCCCUGGUUUUUGUUUUAUUACACUUAAACUUGUUUUACUCUUCUUUGUAAUUAGUGAUUAGACUAUAGCUUAUAUUACACUGUAGCUUUUUUGGUCACUUCUACAGAUUGUAUCUUUAAAGGGAAUUCAGCAGUUGAACACAUUGUACUGCUAAGAGCUUGUGCCUAUAUACAGUGCAUAAUGCUCAGUGAACAUGCACUUUGAACAUGUUAAUUCAUAAGUCUGAUGGUUAUCAGUUAAUCAGUAAUAUGAGAAUUCAUUAUUUGCACUGGUGAACCUGCUUGUGGGUACUCUCGCUUACAACUACACAAUGUAUAAGUUUAUUGUAUUCCAAUGAUAAUACCAAAAACUGCAUUAGGUUUCUAAAUGCCUCUAUAUAAAAUUUUGCUCAGUAACAUGAAGAGCAAUUAUGGUCCAUUUAGCUAGCUUCAUUAAAUUGCCUUACUAUAUUGCUAUAAGGAAAAAUCACUUGUACUGAUCAUUAAUGUGUUCAGUAAAAUCUGAGGCUCAUAAAUUCAAGCUGUACUGUAUUGACAAAUAGUAUGUAUUGUACUCCUAAUACCUAAUCAGAAUGGGUAAGAAGAAUUAACAGUGAGUCUUGCAAGAGUAAUAAAUUUAAGACUUUUUACACAUUAUUACAGAAAGAUGAGAAGUCUUUCAAACAAUUAAAAUUCAAAGGUUAAUUCCUCUUUGUAUGAUGGGAGAGACCAUGACCUAAAAGCCAAGUGAACCUUAUUUAGGUAAUACUAAAAAUAGUAUCAGGUUACCAGUAGAAUUAGGGUAAUAGUGAUAUAUUAUAUGUCUAGUGAGCAUUCCUUCUCUCUCAUUUGAAACAAUAGGCUGCUGACUAAACUUGGUCAAAAUAUAUUAAUCAAAAAAUUAGUUUGGGCCAAAAGGGAUAUUGCUCUCAUCACUAAAAUAAAAAUCCAUUGUUACUAAUAAGUGACUUAUCUAAGUUGCAUAUUUCUAUGAAUCUGAAUGGUUAAAACAAAUCAAAUGUAUAACCUUUUAUCACCAUCAUGUACCCAAGUAAAUGGAAUAUACUUAUUUUUUUAGAAAUUCAUGUCAACAUGACCUAUAGUUCAUACUCAGACAAGUGGAAAAAUAAAUGUUUCAAAAUGAA